Messenger RNA from Schizophyllum commune H4-8, 1165 nucleotides. RefSeq lists its product as uncharacterized. NCBI's taxonomy places the organism in Eukaryota, Fungi, Basidiomycota, Agaricomycetes, Agaricales, Schizophyllaceae. The record is from RefSeq and is a predicted model, not a curated record. The transcript has a single exon. The coding region runs from base 154 to 816 and encodes 220 amino acids.
CCUGGCUGCUCUGGUCCGCAUGUAUUUUAACGAGGCAAUCCGCCUCAUCGGCAGCACGGACCACCUUGUCCGUCGGCACAUCAACACGCCUGAGCCCGCCAAGUAUGUCUCGCGUUGGGCACCUCUGGCAGGACCUAUGUUGCAACACACCCUAUGCUUAUAGGGCACUGUGUUGCAACAAUUCCCACUAAUUAUAAGGUUGUAACUACAACGGUUUGUUGCAACAUCUGUUGCAACAAAACCCUACGGCUACCAGUACACUACUGGCCUGUCGGACAUUGCCGAGCAGGCCGCCACCGUCGUCGUCGUCACCGAAACCCCGCCGCCACCGUUCGCGACGCGCUCGUCGUCGUCGCGCCGCCGCCCGCUCCCCGACGCGCACCCACGUGCUGCCCGCCGCGCCCGCCGAUCCUUCCCACGCGCCUACCGACACGCCACCCAGCCGUUCACCGCCCCGACGCGCGCUCGCGCCGCCUUUCCCACGCUCCGCUCGCCGUGCUGACGGUCGCGCGCGCUCGCCCUCGCGGUCGCACGUGCAUCCGCGAGCGUGGCGCUCGAAAUCGCGCUCUCGGCAGAUGCCGAGAGCGCACCCACUGCCCUCGCGCUCGAUCAAUCAGCGCCUGGAACGCGCACCCCGCCGCUCUCGGCCGAAACCGUCAGCGCGCACCAGCCGUUGGGCUGCGGAUAUGCGGCGAAUGCCGAAUUCCUGCCCGCCCCUCGGGAAGCGUUGGCAUCGGUCGACGCGCACAUGCAUCCGCACGAUCGACAGAGUGCGCGGGCACGCCCACUUCCCGCGACACUCAUCCGCGAAGAUGAUGUCGAGCGCGCGACACGUCACGUGAUGCGACGCGUGCGUACAGAGCCACGUCAGCGAUGUGACGUGGCAAUGUAGCGGCAACGGCUAGAGCGCCGAGAGGGGUAGGGAUGGGGCGAGGUGGGUGGCAGGCGCUUCGCGGGAGGUGACUGCCGCGUGCUGGGCACGAGCACGAUACACCCUUGGGCGUGAGGGUGGUGGCAGCGCGCGCGUGUCGGAGUCGGCGUCGGUGUCGGUGUGGAUGUCGGCGUCGAAAAGAGUGAGGGGUGGGAGUGGGGUGUAAAGUAAGGGCGUAUGCGUUGAGGAGGCACGGUGGUCGACGCGGGGACAGCGAUGGUGGUGGAAGGAGAC